AUGGCUUCCACUGAUGCGAACCUCCGGGCCUUCUUCCAAGCCCCUAAAUUUGCCGUUGUCGGUGCAAGCACAAACACCGAAAAGUACGGAUACAAGGUGUUCAAGUGGUAUGUCACCCACGGCCUGUCGGUGACCCCCAUCAACCCCGGUUCUCCGGCGAUUGAAGUCGAUGGAAAAGAGAUCCCGACAGUUGGGUCGCUCUCAGCUCUCCAAGAGGCUCCGGAGACAUCCGUCUCGAUUAUCACGCCUCCCCAUGUGACGCAGAAGGCGCUCGAGGAGGCCAAGGGGCUUGGUAUCCAGGCCGUCUUCUUGCAGCCCGGCACUUUCAACGAUGACGUUUUGGCGUACGCGCGGGAGAAUUUCACCACUGUCCUGGCAGGCGAGGGCGGUGCGGGAUCGCAGGGCUGGUGCGUGCUGGUGGAUGGCGAGAGGGGGCUGCAGUAUGCUGGAAAGCUGUGA
Molecule: messenger RNA, 459 nt
Organism: Chaetomium globosum CBS 148.51
Lineage: Eukaryota; Fungi; Ascomycota; Sordariomycetes; Sordariales; Chaetomiaceae
Exons: 2
Coding region: 1-459 (152 amino acids)
Source: RefSeq, a predicted model, not a curated record